UCGCGGCACACUCCGCGUGCGAAAAAGGAGCGCUCACAGUUUCAGAUGACGGCGCGGACCAGACGACCUGCAUUUAUUUUGAUUUGGGACGUUUGUUGCACGCUGCCACUAGUCUCGUCAACUGGAGGAGUCGGCGGAACGAGCAGCGGAUAAAUGUCUUCGCCCGCACAAACAGACGAGGACGAGGUGGAAGAAGUGGAUGAGGAGGAUGAAGUGGAAGAAGUGGAUGAGGUGGAAGAAGUGGAGUUUGUAUCAGAGGGCUCUGUCAGACCAGUAAUGGACUGUAUUGAUCUGCUGAGCGACAGUGAGGAUGAGGGAUGUUCCUCAUUCGCAGGAGCGAGUGAAGAUAAAAUCACUCGUCAAAAAGCGCGCGUCACGUCUACACUGGACAAACUAGCGCAGCAGGUGGCACUGCAGAAAAAAGAGCGUGCAGAUAAAUGCAGAGCAUUCAAGGAGAAGCAAAUCUUACAGAGAGCUCAUGGACAGCAGGAGCUGGCUGUUGCACAUGGAGUCAAUCAGGAAGCAAAGCGCUGCGUAGACAUGUGGUUAAAGAUGCCAGGUCUCCAACCUGGAAUGCUCAGUGCUGGUGCUAGAGGAAGACACAGAUCUGCUUCUUUCCCCAGAAGCAGUUCAACCAGACACACUUGUCCGGUGAUCAACUGUGGUCGUGUUUAUGAGAACGCGUCCCUCCUCGAUGGGCACUUAAAAAGGUUUGAUCAUUCCCCUUGUGAUCCGGCCAUCUACCUGAAGGGAAAUCCGUCGGAGCUCUUUGCCUGCGUCGCCUGUGGUCAACAUUUUCAGACCAAAGAAGCGUGGAAGAAACAUCUUGAGACAAAGGUAUCCUCACCUGCUGCCGAUGCUCACGCCAUCACUCAGACAUAUCAGCGGAUCGUGUGUUUCGCCUGUCCCACCUGCUCCCUCCUGUUUAGCCUCCGUGACGAAUGCCUUCAGCACAUGUCGGCCCAGAACCACUUCACAGAGGCACUUGCUAUGACUGAAGCCAGAGGAAGAACACUGCCAGUUCCUGUCCCACAACAUGUUAAGAAUCGUCUCAUUGCUUUGUGCAAGGACACAGGGUUCAGGGUCAGAUGCUCUUUGUGUCACAAAGUGCUGAUCUCGCACCAGGCAGCUCAAGCUCACUUCAACGUGUCCUGCCGACAGGGCUGUGCAGUGGCCAAGGCUGAUAAAACAAUAGUGCAGGUGAUGAAACAGCUGCAAGUGUGCGGGCAGUGUUCCCUCUGCUGUCAGAUCUUCCUCAGCCGAGCUGAAAUCGAGAGGCACAAAGAAUCCACCCAGCAUGACGUGGAGAUCAACCAAACAAUUGAGAAAGCACUUCUUCAGCACUGCAGGUUUGGCCAAGUUCAACACACCCUGAGGGCUAAAGAGGUGCGGGGGGAAAUGCAGCCCGCGGGCCUUGAAUCGCCUUUUCAAAAAAGAAUCCGGAAAAAAAGCGAUUGCGAAAAGUCUCCAGCCAAACGGCAGCGGCGCGGCUCGAGCGCAGGUGACGGCACCAACUCUGCAACAGCGUGGUACUGCGAGUGCGGUCUACCGUUCCCCGAGGAGGCUGCAGCCAGUAAGCACCUCCUGGCCGUGAACCAGAUCUUCCAUCAGUGCGGCGUGUGUGACAAACUCAUGGGGGAAUCGUCGAUUACCCGCCUGCACAUGAGUCGCUUUCACGGCGGAGCCCACCUCUCCAACUUCCUCUUCUACUGCCGCAAGUGCAAAGUGGAGAUGCCUCGGUACGAAGAUAUCCUGUCGCACGUGUCGGACGCUCACAGUGGACACACCUACUUCGCUGAACAGGAAGUGUCAGAGGAGGUCGCCACUGUCAUCCACGCCAAGCCGUCCACCAGCCACGACGUCCCCCUACGUUCUUCCUCUGCGGCCACAGUCCAGCAGGGCACAGCGGAGCCGUCGUCCUCAAGAGCGGAGCAGAGUUGGAUGUGCAGGAUGUGCGAGGACAUCUUCGACUCGGAAGCGGCCGUGCACGAGCACUGCAGUGACCUGAGCAGUCACAGCUUUCAGAGAUUCGUCUGUGGACACUGUCCUCAGAAGUUCUUCAAGGAGUCCACCGUACGGAGACACUGCACCAACGAGCACGAUGGGCAGAUCAAGAGCUCCCACUUCUGCGGCCUCUGCGACAGCAUGCAGUUUGAAAGCGAAGGCGAGUUCUUGGAGCACUACGAGAGUCUCCACAGCAAGGACUACUACUGCAUGAGCGACGCUGACGUUGUUCAGCCCGUCGCCGCCGAGAGCACCAGCCGCCUCACGUGCCCGUGCAUGAGUUCGGAGAAGAGCAGAGAGAAGAUGAAAGCUACAUACACGCAGUGCAUGAGGAAUCUGGCCACUGAAGGGAGAUGUCAGUAUGUGUGCGCUCCCUGCGGCGUGUCGGCGCCUUCUUUCGCGCAGAUGAAGACUCACGUCCACACAAAGCACGCCGCCUUGAACCUAGACAAGACCUUCGACGUAGAAUGCAAGGCUUGCCCCGAGAGCUUUGCGGGCGUGCCGACCUUCCACAGUCACUAUCACGCCCGACACUGUGCACUGGAGCCCUGCGUGAGCUCCAGGACUGGCAAGAAAGACGCGACGGUGGACACUGCGAAAAUGCUCAGCGCCUCGGAGAUCAAACCAGGCAACAGUGAGAGCGAAGACGAAACAAUAUUUUUGAGCAUCGGUCAAGCCAACAAAGAGAGUGAAGCAAAUCAAAAGGAUUCAGAUGAGGAAAUGAAGCAUGCGCUGUCUGUGAUUGAAGAAGCAGCAAGAGAGUCAGCAGAAAUAGAAGAAGCUCUUCAAAAAAGUCUACUGGAAUUCUAAUGACCGACAAUCCUUUUAAGUGACACACACUUCAUCAGAUACUGUAUUGAAAUGUUUUGUACAAUGUGAUUGUGAUCAGAAUAUGUUAAAUAAACGGGACUUGUUAUUUCA
Molecule: messenger RNA, 2925 nt
Organism: Scophthalmus maximus (turbot)
Lineage: Eukaryota; Metazoa; Chordata; Actinopteri; Pleuronectiformes; Scophthalmidae
Gene: znf451
Product: zinc finger protein 451
Biological process (GO): regulation of transcription by RNA polymerase II
Cellular component (GO): nucleus
Molecular function (GO): DNA-binding transcription factor activity, RNA polymerase II-specific; RNA polymerase II transcription regulatory region sequence-specific DNA binding
Source: RefSeq, a predicted model, not a curated record